AGUUGAAGUCAAGUUUCGCACACGUGCGUCGUAAACGAAGCUUGUUGACGAAGAGUACGAGCGAGGGACUCGGAAGGUUUGAACGCAUUGCGUACCUGCAAAUUGUAUUGGGCAAAGGAAUUUCGGAUGUGAUACAGCAUGGGGAAAUCGCAUAAAAAAGCACGCAAAGAAAGUCAGGAAAAACAAGAGACAGAUGUUCAGAAGUACAAGCUGGAAAAAAGAGAGCAUGAGUCAUGUAUACAAGAGGCUGACUUAGAUGUGAAGCAAAACAUUGAAACGAAUGAUACAAUAAAACAAAAACCAAAGAAAUCAAAAAAGAGCAGAAAGAUAACAGCGUGGGAAAAAAUUCUAUUUCUGAAACACAAGCAGAUCUUGAUGCAGAUUUCCUGGAUGCCAAGAGCAAAACUAAGAAAAAAUCUAAACAUAAGAAAAAUGUAAACUGUGUUUCAUCUUUGGAACGUGUUGACAUAGCAGAUGAACUACAAUUUCAGGAAAAUAAUAAUGCAGAUAGGACUGGUGAAAAUAAUGUGCAGCACAAAACUGCUGACUUGGAACUUUGCAAUGAACAGUCUGAAGACACACGUAAAAAAAAGAUGCACAAGAAAAAAAAAAGCAGCGUUCAAAGCAUUGAAACACCAUGUAUAGAAGAAAUGUCAGUGUUUGCAAAGACAAAAAGGAAAAGGUCCAGUUCCGAGGGACUGGAACAAAUACAGUCCCCUGAGAAAAAGAUUCUGAUGCAAAGUGAGAUGCCCUUAGGUGAUGAUUGCAGUGAUUAUAAAGCACAUAGGUCUGUGAGCAAGAAAAAGAAGAAGCAAUCAAAGGGCGAAAAACAUCAAGACUGCUCGGAGUCUGUUGAGGAGAAGGACACAGAACAGGAAAGAAAAGUAUCAAAGAAAAAGAUGAAAAAGCUAAAAAAAGCCAAGAAAGAGAGUGAUUUGCAUGUUUCUGAUAAUGAGUUAGCAUUAAUAGAUGCACCUGGCAAUGAAAUAGUUUGUGAAAAUGUUGAAAUCAAGAAAACUAAGCAUAAAGGCCUAAGCGGUAAGGAAAAGAUGGAAAGCAGUGCUAUUUGUAAUAAUUCAACAUACACACCAAGAAAUGACAAAAAAAGUAGAAUUUGUAAAGUUGAUGAAAUGGUAGGGAAAGUGAAUUCCAAGGAUAAGGUAGAUCAUCAAACUGAUGGAUUCGGUCAGUGGAACUCACAAAUGUUUGAAAACAGUGAACGGCAGAACAAAUUCUUACGUCUUUUGGGUGGUUUUAAAAAAAGUGGUGCUCUUGGUACAUGCACAUCCGACAGCACCACAAAUCAAAAGAAGGGUCUUUUUGGUUCUCUAAAACCAACACAGUCACAGAUUGGAGGAACUAGAGCAGCCUCAUACCAACAGGCAAGUGACAUGAAUAGCCGGCUAGAAACUGAUUUCACAACUGCCUUGUCAUACAGCCUUGGAGGCCAGCGGGGCAAGGGGCUGGGCUUCCAGCCUGAUCCAGCAGCAGGGAAAAAAUUGUAUAUUGACGUAAACAAGUGUUCGUCAAAGAAGUUUGAUGAGUGAAGUUUUUAAUGCAUUAUACAACAGCAAAAGUUGUCUUAAUCUAGAAGAAAUUGUUUGAUUAAAAAACAAAAUUCAGUUUUUAUGACUAGACAUAUCCAUGGUCUAAUUGUUAAAUUGUUGGUGUAAAAGGGUGGCUUUUUAUCUGCUGUUUAACGUGGAAAUGCUUGUAUCAAGCUGUUACAACACUGCUGAUAAAUAUGUUUACAUGGCU
Pomacea canaliculata is the source of this 1758-nucleotide messenger RNA. RefSeq names its product lysine-rich nucleolar protein 1-like. The record is from RefSeq and is a predicted model, not a curated record. NCBI's taxonomy places the organism in Eukaryota, Metazoa, Mollusca, Gastropoda, Architaenioglossa, Ampullariidae. Bases 594 to 1547 code for a protein of 317 amino acids. The transcript is spliced from 2 exons.